AUGAUGCUGCGCUGCUCCGUCCUCUGCUCGCUGCUGCUGGCGCUCAGCUCCGCCGCUGUGAUGCGCGUGCCCAUGAUCAAACGCAGCGAUGACGAGUUCGUGUCCUCUCUGCUGCACGACGUGCACGCCAUGCAGCGUCCCGUCGUCUGGAGUCCUGACGCAUCCCCAAUUAAUAACCAAAACGAAGGCCAAUCCACUGUAGAGGGCUCUGCCAGCGUCGUGAUCCGCGACUUCCAGAAUGCUCAGUACUAUGGAGAGAUCUCCAUCGGGACGCCGCCUCAGCCGUUCGCCGUCAUCUUCGACACAGGCUCGAGCAACUUGUGGGUACCCGACAAGAAGUUUGGCUCGCACAAUGUGUACGACCACGACAAGAGCAGCACGUACAAACCCAACGGUACAGCCUUCGACAUCAUGUACGGUAGUGGUCCCGUGUCGGGCUUCCUAUCACAGGAUAAAUUGGAGUUAGGCGGUCUUACAGUACCCGACCAGUACUUUGCUGAGGUGAACGUGACCAAGGGUCUGGGUCCGGCCUAUUACCUGGGCAAAUUCGACGGCCUCUUCGGUCUGGCCUUCGACACGAUCAGUGUGGACCACCUCAAGACCCCGUUCCAUCGCAUGGUCCAGGAGGGUCUACUGGACGAGCCCGUCUUCGCCUUCUAUCUGGGUGACCAGAAGGAUGGCGAGUUGACGUUUGGAGGAGUGGAUAAGGCUCACUACAAGGGAGAAAUCGAAUAUGUUGAUGUCACUAGUGCCACGUACUGGUCGGUCAAGCUCGGCCAUUGUGGACUCUGGCACCUCGCUCAUCGCUGGACCGAGGAUCAGGUGGCCAAGUUGGCGGCGCUGGUGGGUGCACACAAAUUCAUCAUGGGCGAGUACCUCAUCAGCUGCACCGCUGCGGCUCCCGACAUCUCGUUCGUUCUCAAUGGCAAGACCUACACGCUGACCAAGGAGGAGUACACGCUCAAGAGCGGCCCCAUCUGUCUCUUCGCCUUCAUGGGAAUUGACAUCCCAGCCCCCGCUGGCCCGUUGUGGAUCCUGGGCGACGUCUUCAUGCGCAAGCACUACACAGUCUUUGACUGGGGCACCGACUCUCGCAAGCCUCGCGCAGCGCAACUCAGCGUGCUGGCGCUGCAAGCAGAUGCACUCGAACAUGAUGAAGCGGUGCGCCAGGAGCUCAAGCGUAGCGGCUUUGUCGUAAGGCAACAGGCUUUGGUUCAUCUGUCGAUUGAUGCAGCACGACAGUUUGUGCUGGAAGUAUGCAAUCCACACAGCGCAAUGUAUCGACCGCCACCACUGGAGGAAAAUGAGGACGAAAAACUACAAGCAACUUCUGAGCAACAUGAUGCAGUUAGUCGAGCUUCGAAUGUUAAAGCCAACUUGGAGAUGACAGAAGAGGACAAUGAGAUCUUGGAACAUGCUAUUCACGCGCUGGCCAGUGGCCCAGCGUUGAUUCUGGGGGUCGAGAAGCCGAACGCUGUCGCUGAACUACUGCAACUUGUCGGCCCGGGAGACCCAAGCGCCUGGACCGAGGGUGCAUCUUCCUGUCUUCGAGCUCGGUUUGCUAAAGACGCACCUCGAAAGCUCGGACUUCGCUGUAGCACUCACGAGAAGACAGCAACACACGAGUUAGCUUUCCUGCUAGCGCAUUCCGGUAACAAGACACACGCUUACGGCCAAGGCCACGCCGCUGUGACGCCCCCGAAUGGCAGAAGUGGUGGUAGGACAUCAGCCAUGGGGCUGGAUCAACUCCUCAACUUUCUGUUCCCGGACCACUUACAACAUCCGACUUCAGCAGGUCGAUUGUUCGUCUUUGGGCUCUAUGGGCCCCUAGACAAGUGCUCAAGGUUACGAAGCGGCGAGAAAGGCCUCCAUGUUGUCACUGAUCGUGAGCUCACGACUAUGUCGGCGCGUAUGGAGCGAGAAGAUAUUCUGGCGGUGUACGGCAUAUGCUCAUUGUCACAAGAAGAGGAAGAAGAAGUGGUGCGUCAAGUGGACAAUCUACUGAAACGGUUCCCACAGUAUACACCACGUGACAUCGAGACGCUAUUCGCUCCAUUGCCUCGAGAUUCCGACGGUCACAUGAGUUUCCACGACAUGCAGCAAGCUGUACUGAAGGAGCGUCUGCGUCGAGUGGUGUGUAUGAAAGAGCGGCUGCAUCCAGCACUGGCUGAACCCGUUCGCAACCGGUUUUCUCGCACAUUAACUCGCCUCACGGCAACAAAAACUGCUGGUUUAAUUAAUGGAGCGCCGUCGAGUUUCUUCCUCAGAGAUAUUGGAGCCACCAACGUGGAGAACGUAUCGUUGGUCUCUCGUCUGCUCAGUACCCGCUCGUCCCAGAUCUGCCAAAUGGAAGAUGGCAAUUCACCUGCGCUCACUCAGAACGUGCGCCUGGCUCGCCCCGACAAGGCCCAGGGCUUCACAGAGCGCGAGCCGUGGAAUCCAACAUAA
Phytophthora infestans T30-4 is the source of this 2448-nucleotide messenger RNA. RefSeq names its product aspartyl protease family A01A, putative. The record is from RefSeq and is a predicted model, not a curated record. The transcript is spliced from 3 exons. Lineage: Eukaryota; Oomycota; Peronosporomycetes; Peronosporales; Peronosporaceae. Bases 1 to 2448 code for a protein of 815 amino acids. Gene Ontology annotation, biological process: proteolysis. Gene Ontology annotation, molecular function: aspartic-type endopeptidase activity.